Caenorhabditis auriculariae is the source of this 423-nucleotide messenger RNA. NCBI's taxonomy places the organism in Eukaryota, Metazoa, Nematoda, Chromadorea, Rhabditida, Rhabditidae. The record is from the annotation of a GenBank genome assembly.
AUGAAUGAACUUUAUGAUCGAUCCCACUUUUUUCCCCGAGAUUCGUCGUCACCCAUUUUUCGUCCUUCUAUAAAAGUUCCUCCUGUUUUGAGACGCUUUGAAACUGCGGCCGGCAUGGACGAGGACGAAGAUGAACGACCGAAAUUGGCGGCGACUGAAGAGACGGAAGAAGACCCGCUGGGCGGUCUGAUCUCGCCGAUCUCGUGCAAAGACGGCAUCAUCAACUCCCUGGAAGAUCUGCUCAACUACGUGGCUUCCGGCUGGAAGUACCACGUCUCGAACACGGACGGCGUCAAACAGGCCUGGUUCAAGCUCGACAAUGCGACUACUAGGAUUUGCUCCCAUUUGAAGGGUGAGGAGAAGCACUUGGAAUGGGAGCUGAGACUUCAAAUUGUUUCAAGAUCGAAUAUUAAGAAUGCUUGA